Molecule: messenger RNA, 3328 nt
Organism: Spathaspora passalidarum NRRL Y-27907
Lineage: Eukaryota; Fungi; Ascomycota; Pichiomycetes; Serinales; Debaryomycetaceae
Gene: MAL2
Product: oligo-1,6-glucosidase IMA1
Exons: 1
Coding region: 21-1727 (568 amino acids)
Biological process (GO): oligosaccharide catabolic process
Molecular function (GO): alpha-amylase activity
Source: RefSeq, a predicted model, not a curated record
AUUCUGUGCAGCUAACAAACAUGACCAAACCAACUACUAAAUGGUGGAAAGAAGCCACCGUAUAUCAAAUCUGGCCAGCAUCAUACAAAGACUCGAAUAAUGAUGGGAUUGGAGACAUCCCUGGAAUUAUCUCUACCUUGGACUACCUCUCGGACUUGGGGAUUGAUGUAAUUUGGUUAAGUCCAAUGUACGACUCUCCUCAGGAUGACAUGGGGUAUGAUAUUUCCAAUUAUGAGAAUGUAUAUCCUAAAUAUGGAACUUUGAAAGACAUGGACGAAUUGAUAAGCCAGUGUCAUUCUCGUGGGAUGAAAUUGAUUUUGGAUUUAGUGAUUAAUCAUACUAGUGUUGAUCACCCUUGGUUUAAGGAAUCGAGAUCGUCCAAGACUAAUCCUAAACGGGACUGGUAUAUUUGGAAACCACCAAGGUACGACGAACACGGUAAUCGUCAUCCUCCUAACAAUUGGCUGUCUUACUUUUCAGGAUCUGCAUGGAAGUACGAUGAGACAACUGAUGAAUAUUACCUUCACUUGUUUGCAGAAUCACAACCUGACCUCAAUUGGGAAAAUGAUGAUACUAGAAGGUCAAUCCAUGCAUCAGCUGUGGAAUUCUGGUUAAAACGUGGAGUUGAUGGAUUUAGAAUCGAUACUGCUGGUAUGUACUCCAAACAUCAACAUUUCAAAGAUGCCCCAAUCACAUAUCCAGAAUCUGAAUUCCAACCUUGUAAAAUAUAUCAUCAACAUGGACCAAGGAUCCAUGAAUUCCACAAGAAACUUGCUGAAUUAAUGUCGCCCUAUGAUGUAAUGACCGUGGGUGAAGUGGGGCAUUCUACUCGUGAAGAAAGUUUGAAAUAUGUUAGUGAACAACAAAAAGAAAUGAAUAUGAUGUUUUUGUUUGAUGUUGUCGAAGUAGGAUCUGAUCCUGCCGAUAGAUUCAGAUACAAAGGAUUCAAUUUGCUUGAUUUCAAGAAAGCUAUCAAGUCACAGGGUGAGUUUAUUGAAGGUACAGACGCAUGGAGUACUGUGUUUAUUGAGAACCACGACUUCCCCAGAUCAAUUACCCGAUUUGGAAACGAUUCUCCUGAAUAUCGUGAGAUCUCUGGUAAGGCAUUGGCAUUACUCCAAUGUUGUCUUACUGGAACAGAAUUCAUAUUCCAAGGUCAGGAAAUCGGGAUGGUCAAUGUUCCUCGUGAUUGGAAAAUCGAUGAUUAUUUGGAUAUAAACACACUUAACUACUACAAACAAUUCAAGUCCAAGAACCCAAACGCCUGUGAAGACCAAGUUAAUGAUCUCAUGACCAAGAUUAACUAUCUUGCUCGUGAUAAUGCAAGGACUCCGGUUCAAUGGGAUGAUUCCCCCUAUGCUGGGUUCUCCCAGGUUAAGCCAUGGAUGAGAGUUAAUGACAACUAUCCUGAAGUCAACGUGAAACUGCAAUUGAAAGAUAAGAACUCCUUGCUUUUGUUCUGGAGGGAGAUGCUCAAAUUGAGAAAGAAGUACAAAGAUAUCUUCAUCUAUGGACAUUUUGAAAUUGUCGAUUGGGAGAACCCAAAGGUGUUUACAUUUAUAAAAACCGGUGAAACACAAUCGGCAUAUGUCGUGAUCAACUUUAGUACCGACAAUGCGCCAUUCACACUCCCCAACAAGGACAACCGCUUGUUAAUUUCCAAUAAGGAGACUUCCAGUGAUAAGCUCACACCAUACGAAGGUAGAAUAUAUAUAUUCAACAAUUAGAUUAUAUAGAAAGAAAAAAAUAAUAAUAAAAAUAAAACUUACAUCCCGCCGCCCAAUGAGAACUUGAUCAUCUGAGCCAAUCCGGAAUACUCAUCAUUCAAGUCCUCCAUGAUAUCAUUAAACCAGAAUCCAAUCAAAACCACACAAUAAAUAAGGAUAAGAAUCACCCCUUUGAAGUAGUUCAGCUUGCCUUCGGCAUAAAUGUACGUAAAUAAAUAUAUGGAAAUUAAUGUCGCGAUAAUGUCCCAACGGGGGAAUACCAAGGGGAAUACUUGGUCGACGUUGGUGAAGUUCUGCACCAUGGAAUACAACACCAAACAGGGGAUUUGAAUAAGGACAACUUGUAAUGCGUAUGCAGAACCAAUUUCCAUCGAUAAUGCCACAUUACCACCAAUGGCAAAGGAAAUAGCAUUAAGGAAUUCUGUAGUGUUGGGAACUAAUGCAAACACAGUAAGACCAAGGAAUUUAGGGUUUAUGGGGAAAUCAACAAGGAUGGCAUCAACAGUAUCAACUAAAAUCUCAGCAAUGAUGGCGUAUAAUAAUGUAGCACCAAGAAGAAUAACUGUAGACUUGGUUCUCGACCAAUUAGGUGCAUCAUGGCCACCCGUACCUUCAUCAUCGAGGUGUUCCUCUUCAACUUUAAUAUCCUUGGGUUUCACCGCUGGAGGCUGGCCAAGUACCGCCGAUGGGGGCAAUGCACUCAUUUUAGGAGGAACAGGUUCUUGACGGGGUGUUUGUCUUGGAGUGGCAUUCAAACUAAUCAUGCUUGGAGAUCUCAUAAAACUGUCAUCGUGUCUCUUGUUUUCAUGAGUGGCCCAGAUCAAGGAUGCGUGAGUUCGCAACGUAAACAACAAUCCACAUAUAUAAGCCACAAAUAAUGCAAUGGCCACAAUCAACGAAAAUGGUUUCAAGACAUUGUAAUAUAAUGCGUCUAAUGUGAAUGAAGGUUGAAUGAAUCGACACUUGGUACAGUCAUCGCCACCAAGUGUGAUAUCACAGGUGUGGCACUUGAUUUCGUAUGCUCCAUAAAUCUGAUAAAACAAAGAAGGGGCAAACAUGAUAACCAUAGCAAAUAGUAACAUGGUCGAAGACACUCCGGCGGAUCUGGGAUUGUACCUCUGAGUUUUUCUUCUUACAGCACCUCCACACAUUGAUAAUCCAGGAAGGAGGAGAACACCACCGAGAAUAGAACCAAUCAUGGAUCCCUCGACUAACUUACCCUUGUACUGUUUCAAGGCGACACAAUAAAGGAAGAUUUCCACAACUGUCGAGAAGAAAGCGUUGAUGGCAGCACCAACACCCAUGGAUGAUUGCGCUGAAAUCGAAGCGACAGCUUGACCAAUGAAAUAAGCUAAUGGGAUAAUGGAGAAUAAUGAAGCACAGAAAAUCACAGUUGAGUUGGUAAACCAGGCAUCGAUAUCCAACACUUCUUUAAGAACAAGGAAAUCAAAAAUAACAAAUAUAACCACGGCAAGUAAAUUAAUAAAGAAAAUGUUGGUACCAUCAAUAGUGUAUUUGUAGUAGUGGAACCCACAACAACGGUAAGUACAUAAUAAAAUUCUUUGUUGUUUCUUUUUCUUCUUUUGCACUGGGUCCUCCAU